AUGGGACAGGAGCGGUAUGGGAACAUGACUCGUGUGUAUUACCGGGAGGCGGUAGGAGCACUGAUGGUGUUUGACGUGACCAGGGCCUCCACAUUUGAUGCCGUACUGAAGUGGAAGGACGAUUUGGACUCCAAGGUGACCCUGAACCACGGGAAGCCAGUUCCAACUGUACUCUUGGCCAAUAAGUCAGACCAACUGACUUCCCAGCAGCCCAAACUCGACUCCUUCUGCAGGGAGAAUGGCUUUGUUGGUUGGUUCGAGACCUCUGCAAAGGAAAAUACUAACAUUGAGGAGGCAGCGAGCUGCUUGGUCGAGCACAUCCUGAACAACGAGGACAGCCCAGUGAUAGAGCGAGACCCCAGCACACUUGUCCUGUCUGGAUACACUAACAGCACAAAGGAUCAUCUCAACUGCUCGUCAUGUUUAAAAUGGUGACUCAAUGGUGACUCCUGACCACUCACAGACAAGCAGGAAGUGAACAGCUGUGAGGUCACAGCCACAGAGAUGAGUUUGCUCAGGGACUGUUUGUAAUGAAAUGCAUUUGAUCUGAUCUCACAGUGAGCAGUGAAUAGAAAUGUAAAACAGGUCUUUACUGGUGUGGGUCAGUUGUGUUCACAUAGCAGGGCAACAUGGUGGCUGGCACAAGUGGGAAUUGUAGUCUUUUUUAAAAGUAAUUACAUGAAACCUGCAUAUCUUUGGUUACAUUCUGUGAUGGAACCUUUAUCUAUUAUCAAUAUAAAUGUACACUACCUUUACCUUUAUUUACCGUUUUGCUUUAAAUAUUGGCAUUGUGCCGUUGACAUUAGUCUGAACUGACAUGAUGAUGGCAGUUUUGUCUGCGGUGUGAACACACACCUAAGAACAUAAAGCCUUCAUUAAUUCAGCCCAUCAUCAUGCAGUUAUUAAAGUCAGCGAAUAAGAGUGAAUUAAAAAAAAGAGUCCUAGAUUUCAAGCAUUUUGUGGAGCUAACAUGAGUGCUCAAUUCAAUUCAAUUUCGUUCAUAUAGCACCAUAUAGCACUAUAGACCCAAGCUCAUUGGUGGAUAGUCACCCAUGGCGAGUGUAUACAGAGAAAGGUUCAGUGUGUUGGUCAUUAAUGCUUGAACAGGAAUGUGACAUUGGCUACCAUAAGAAGCUGAUAGGAUAUAAAUCCUAUCAAUCAAUAAUCUUCAAAGAGCAGUGUGUAGGAUUUAUUAGCAUCUAGUUGCUCAUUGCACCCACCUUGUCUCACCCUCUUUCUGUGAAGAUGAAACUACAGUGGCAUAGCAUGCAUGAGAAUAUGUUUUGAAAAAUGUUAAAUUAUUCCUUAAUUUUUAAAUAUCCUGCAGGAGCUGAUGCUCAGACAGCUAGUAAGCAAAUUACUGGAAGCCAAAAAUUCUCUACAUUAAAGGUGUAGUGCUGACUGCCGACAGAGUCCUCCCCAUGUUGAGUAAUCAAAAUAUUGUUAUUAUCAUGAGUCAAUUGUGAAUCGUGUAGCGUGUUCCUCUUUUUGGUCUGACUGGUUUCAGUGGCUUUAAACUAAUCAGCAAAUGUGAAGAGUGAAUCUUACUGAACAUUUAACUAACCUCCUAUCUUAUAUUACAUUACAAAUGUCAUACUAUCCAUCUGCUUAGGAUGAAUCCCUUUAUCUAACAUUAACAUUCAAAGGAUACAGCAAGUGUAUUCAUAAUUACUGUACCUGCUUAAAAGAGAAGACAUUUUCCUUUACACUGGAUCAUGAACUGAUGGACAGGAAAAUCUGUUCUUGCAUGCUACAGAGAAAAACACACAAAUCCUUUGCAGUCAGAAAUAUACAUACAUUUUGUGGAGGUAAUGGAAGAGAGGCAGUUUAGCAGAUAUGUCCAUUAAAAGGAGCAUUUAGUGAGUUGAUAAAAACUAAAGGUUGUUAGUGGACUGAGGAGUAGCAGCAGUAAACCACUUUACGACCUUCUUCUUUUGAAUUUUGAUAGCAAACCUGACUCCCUGUCAAACUAUUGUCUCUAUUGUUGGUAUUCCUCAACUCUAUAAUCAAUUUCUUGCUGGUCAAAGACACAGUAUGUGCAUCUCUUUCAAUGAUGAAGAACAGAAUAGCUGUCUUUGUUGAGUCUGCCUCAGGUGUUAUUUUAAAUUCCAUGUUUUCAAAUGAGGUAUCUGCUUUAUAUUUGACUUUGCUCCCUUUGAUGUGUAAUAGUCUGGCCCUUUAAUGCAACACUUUUGUAACUGUAUUUUCUGUAACACUAGGCUACAUGCAAUAAAAAAAUGUAUUUGCGCAAUAUGUUUUCAGCAGCAUCAUUUAAUCAGGAGCUUUGCAUGAAUAAAAAGACAUGUCACAUCCUCACAACUCAAGCUGCUUCAACUCUCAAAGUGUGCAAACCUGCCUUGACAAUGACUUGACUCCCAAAAAGAGCAAUAA
This is a messenger RNA of Larimichthys crocea (large yellow croaker), 2391 nucleotides long. Its product is annotated as ras-related protein Rab-38. The record is from RefSeq and is a predicted model, not a curated record. Gene Ontology annotation, cellular component: late endosome; phagocytic vesicle; lysosome. NCBI's taxonomy places the organism in Eukaryota, Metazoa, Chordata, Actinopteri, Sciaenidae. Gene Ontology annotation, biological process: phagosome-lysosome fusion; endosome to lysosome transport. The coding region runs from base 1 to 435 and encodes 144 amino acids. The transcript has 4 exons. Gene Ontology annotation, molecular function: GTP binding; GTPase activity.